This is a messenger RNA of Tachysurus fulvidraco (yellow catfish), 4631 nucleotides long. It is a transcript of the gene ppp3ccb, whose product is annotated as protein phosphatase 3, catalytic subunit, gamma isozyme, b. The record is from RefSeq and is a predicted model, not a curated record. The transcript has 14 exons. NCBI's taxonomy places the organism in Eukaryota, Metazoa, Chordata, Actinopteri, Siluriformes, Bagridae. Bases 516 to 2024 code for a protein of 502 amino acids. Gene Ontology annotation, cellular component: calcineurin complex; cytoplasm. Gene Ontology annotation, molecular function: calmodulin-dependent protein phosphatase activity; calmodulin binding. Gene Ontology annotation, biological process: calcineurin-mediated signaling.
UCGCAGUCGCCAUGUUGUAUGAAAACCGCUGGUGCUGUGGAUUAGAGUUUAAUCCGAGAGAAAAGAGGGGAGAGUCAGGACGACUCAACAGAUCACUAGUAAAUACGCAGAAAGCAAACAGGUCUGCAAUUAGAUGCGAUUCAACAACCAGGAGAAAACUUUUUCGGAUAACAGUAAUAGCGUGAAAAAGAAACUAGUGCAUUUUCUCCUGUCUCGCGUUUCCUGGCUCUGCUGAUUUUCAUCCUCCGGCAGAAACUGACAGCAACUGGGGUCGCUCCUUUAACCAAGGACACACAAUUCCGCCUUUUCCCAGCCUUCCCUUUCCUCCCCAGUCCCCUGAGUAUAUGUGACUAUACACGUUAGGGACGGUUUUUAGGGACCGGCUCUCCUUACUUUACACAGGAGCAGCCAUUUACUUUUUCUGUUACCCGAGACGUAGCUAGCCUGCUAGCUAACUCUAUUAGCUAGGUGGUUAGCUACGCGUCUGGUUUUGGUGAGCAAACACAGUUUGGACGAUGUCGACCAAGGACCAGAACAAACUCUCCACCAUUGAGCGGCCCAUUAAAGCGGUGCCUCAUCCCCCGACGACUCGCCUCACCAUGAAGGAGCUCUACGAGGAAGGUCGACCCAAGUUGGAGCUGCUGAAGGCUCACCUGCUAAAGGAGGGAAGGCUGGAGGAGGAUUUGGCGCUGCGCAUCAUCAACGAUGGAGCCAACAUCCUGCGCCAUGAGAAGUGCAUGCUGGAGGUGGAGGCGCCUAUUACAGUCUGUGGAGAUGUUCACGGACAGUUCUUUGACCUGAUGAAGCUGUUCGAGGUUGGAGGUUCCCCCAAUAACACACGCUAUUUAUUCCUGGGCGAUUAUGUGGAUCGAGGUUACUUCAGCAUCGAGUGUGUGCUGUAUCUGUGGGCUCUGAAGAUCAACCACCCCACUACACUCUUCCUCCUCCGAGGGAACCACGAAUGCCGGCAUCUCACAGAGUACUUUACCUUCAAACAAGAGUGCAAGAUAAAGUAUUCAGAACGUGUGUAUGACGCGUGUAUGGAGGCGUUUGACUGUUUGCCUCUGGCCGCACUGUUGAAUCAGCAGUUUCUGUGUGUGCACGGGGGCCUGUCACCCGAAAUCAGCUGCCUUGAUGAUAUUCGCAAGUUAGAUCGGUUUAAAGAGCCUCCAGCUUUCGGGCCAAUGUGUGACCUGCUCUGGUCAGAUCCUGGUGAGGAUUAUGGCAGUGAAAAAACACAGGAGCAUUUCUGUCACAACAGUGUGAGAGGCUGCUCUUACUUCUACAGUUAUCCUGCUGUGUGCGAUUUCCUGAUGAACAAUAACUUGUUGUCGAUAAUCCGAGCACACGAAGCCCAGGACGCAGGGUACCGAAUGUACAGAAAAAGCCAGACGACGGGCUUCCCGUCAUUAAUCACAAUCUUCUCAGCACCAAACUACUUAGAUGUUUAUAAUAAUAAAGCUGCUGUGUUGAAAUAUGAGAAUAACGUCAUGAAUAUCCGGCAGUUUAACUGCUCUCCUCAUCCGUACUGGCUGCCCAACUUCAUGGACGUUUUUACGUGGUCUUUACCUUUUGUCGGAGAGAAAGUGACAGAGAUGCUGGUGAACGUGUUGAACAUUUGCUCUGACGAUGAGCUCAUGUCAGAAGGAGACGAUACCUGUGAAGGUGGUGCUCCGGCUGUUCGUAAGGAGGUGAUCAGGAAUAAGAUUCGUGCCAUCGGCAAAAUGGCCAGAGUUUUCUCUAUACUUAGGGAGGAGAAUGAGAGUGUGUUACAGCUGAAGGGUUUAACCCCCACUGGGACGCUGCCACUCGGGGUGCUUUCUGGGGGCAGGCAGACGCUGCAGAGCGCCACCGUAGAAGCAGCCGAGGCCCGAGCUAUUCAAGGCUUCAACCCUCAGCACAAGAUCCAGAGUUUCGAGGAGGCACGCGGUUUGGACCGGAUAAACGAAAGAAUGCCUCCGCGAAAGGACUCAACCGCCAACUCCAUCAACGCCGACAAGAACGGCACCAACGCACAGGCGUAGUGUCCCGCUCACCCUCUUCAUGUCUCGCUCUCAUUCUCUCUCCUGCUCUCUCCCGCUUUCUCUCAUCUUAAAUUCACUCCUGGACCGUUUUGUGAGAAACCGGCACUAACACACAGGCGAACCCCCACUCCAGGUCAAUGAAAAACCAUCUCUGUCUCUCUCUCUCAUUCUCUCUUUCCCUCGUCUUUACUCACUCCAUCCAAUUUCUCUUGGAGAAAAACGGCACAACACCGUUUAAAAAAAAAAAUCAUUUUUUUAUUUAUUUAUUGAUAUAUGAUAAGAACUUAAGAAAAGUUAAGUAUAUAAUGUUGGGAAAAAAAAUCAAGAUAAAUAAAUAAAGGAAUAAAUAACAUUUACAAAGAGUAUUCAACGUGCAUAAAACACAGUAUGUAUAAAUAGCCUUGGAUCGGCGUCAUCACAGUUGAAAUCCAUUUUGUAAUUUAUUUUUAUUUUUUUUUUUUCCUCCUUUUUUUUUUUAUUUUUUCUCUGAAUUCAGCCAAGACUUAGUUUAGCAAAAACAAAUAUUGUGCAUGCUUGGCAAGAUGGCACUCGAAUAUAUUGCUCGGGGUGGGGUAACACACAGACACAUUCAUACACACAUUCACACACACACACACAAAAAAAUAGCUUUCAUUAGCGAACUGCUUUCUUGCCAGUGAUGAAGUGCUCGGUUGACUCAAGUGUUCACACACUGAUAUGUAUCUGUCUAAACUUUAACGUGUUCCUACACUUGAAUGUUUUGGAUUUGAGCUAUUUUUUUAAAUUAUCAUUGUCCGCACGUAUCAGGUGUCCCCUGAAACAAAACAACAAAACCCAUUGAAGUCUGCACAUGAAGACAGUGUGUGGUGGCAUGGUUGCAGUAUAUACCUAAGCUGUACAAGCAGACGUUUCCAAAAAGAAAAGGGUACAAAUCUGCACCUUAACCUGUUGCUGCGAGGACGGAAAAAGAGAAUUUCAACUUUUAUACCUUCAGUGUGUAUCUUCUAUCUAGCGUUAAAUCUCUACCGUAAAAGUUCAUUAUGCUCCAAAGAUGCGUAUUAAAAAGGUGAAAAGACAAAGCAACGAGGAAAGGUUCAAGUUUAGCACCAUUUUAUCAGAGCGUAUAUCCGAACGUAAUAUUUUCCUAAAUGCAAAGUGUUAAAUUUCAUCACGUAAAUCAGCAUAUAGUUAGAUCAGAUUAUCGACCUGUUCAGGAAUUAUUAUAAAAGGAUUUUUGCGAACAGACAUCUGGUUUAGGGUUUAGAACAAAAAAGUGGUGAAAUCAGCGUCAUGAAAUAAAAAAAAAUAAGUCUAGCAUGCAACAUGUGUACAUUCACCAAAUUUCCAAUUAUGCCAUGUUCUUCCUCCCUUUUUCUUUGCUUUUUUUAAAAAAAUACUGUUCUGUUGUUAUUAUUAUUAUUAUUAUUAUUAUUAUUAUUAAUACAAAGCCAGUUUCACUCCAGUGACACUAUAGGACUCAUUAAGUGGAUUUGUUUUUGUCCUCCAUCACUUUUCAGUGCUGCUUGUUAACUUCAGGGACCAAUUCCCUAGCUGAUCAAACUAAAUCCCAUUGUUUUCUUUUCUUUUCUUUUCUUUUUAAACUGACCUUUUCAUCGAUGUCUCUCACUUAGAGAUUCUUUAAUCGGUUUAAUCCGUCGCUUUUCCGCUCUGAGGUGAGACACCAUGUCGUGUAACUCCAGUCCCACUGCUGUAGGAUUUUGGCCCGUGACUAAUUAACGUGUUUUGAGGAUUAUUAAUUGGUAAGGUAUGUGGGGCGGGGGGCAUAUAGCGAGGACAGGGUUGGAGAAAAGUGUGACACAGUCGACGAAUGAUCUACGGAUUAAAGAUUCACUCAGUCGUUAAAGUUAGUGUAAGUAAAGGUUAUAAAGCAAUCGUUACUUCCUUAAAAGUUCAUGAAUGGCUGAAAGUUCUGCACCAAUGAAACCUCAAAACUCUAAUCCAAAAUCAGAGAUCAGUUGUAUUAUAAGAACCACAGAGCAGUGCAUUGUGGGAUGCGCUGCAGGCUCACAAGCACUAAAAUGAUUAAAAUCAUUAGCAUCCAGAUUAAAAUUCAGGGUUUUUUUUAUUUUAUUUUAUUUGCUUGUUUAUUUCCUCCCCCGUUUUUCUCCAUAUGUUUGUCGAUUGUGUAGCCCCUGUUCUCAACAAAAUGGGUCCGCAGAAUCCAAAGGCUUUUUUUUUUUUCUAGUUCUCUAGUAGUUUAUUUUUUUGUUAUAUUAUUUCCCUCCCCUCCUUGUCUGACAUAAAGGGGAACUGACUGUGGCGUGGUGUGUGUGACCGUAUUUAGGCUUUUUUUUUUCUCUCUCUCUUUGCGCUAUUAAGGAGUUGAAUGGAGAGAUGCUCCGCCUCAGGAGGGCUUCAUUUCUGACUUCUGUUAUGGUUUUCAAACAUAUCUUACAGAAUGUACAGAAAAAUUAAUGUCUAUUAGGAUUUUUAUUUCUUAAUAGCUGAUAAAAGUUUUUUUUUUUUUUUUUUUUUGGUCAAGUACUUGUAUUGCAAGGCCUCAACAAAUCUGGAUUCAUGUAGAUGUAUCACACCAUUAGAAGAAAACAAAAAAAAACAAAACAAAAAGAAACUAAAAAGAAAUAUAAAAAAGUUGGGGAAAAGAAA